AUGCCUGCUGACUCAACCACUGCUCACCCCGGUCGUCGUCUCUUCCCUGUGGCCAUAGACGAAAUCGCUGAGAAUGACCCGGCCAGAACUUGGGCUUCGAUUCCCCUGUCAUCUACUCUGUCCCACGGGUAUCGGGACAUCUCUUUUCGCGCUUUCGCAAAUGCAAUCAACCGCGCUGCACGCUUCAUCAGGACUACCUUUGGCUCCGCCGCCCAUUUCCCAACUCUGGCCUAUGUCGGCAAAUCCGACAUGAGAUAUCACAUAUUGUCCAUGGCAGCUGCCAAAACUGGCUACCAGAUUCUGUUUUCGUCUCACAUCAACAGCCUCGCAGCCCAUUUGAAUCUGCUCCAGCUGUGCGACUGCCAUCUUUUCCUCUCUGCAGAAGGCGUGGAUGUGUCAGACAUACUAGCUGCUCGGUCAAUGAACCAUGCUGUCUGCCCAGAGUUAGAUGAACUGCUAGACCCUACUCCCGCAGAAAAGUACCCAAUGCCCAAAACGUUCGACCAAGCCGCUCAAGAUACUUUCUUGAUCUUGCACAGUUCAGGCACGACUGGCCUCCCAAAGCCUAUUCGCAUCACCCAUGCGCAGAUGGCCGCCAAUGACCAGAUUACUCAGUUGCCCGAGGAGUGUCAGUGUGGAGGCCCCGGCUUUCGCAGGAUCAACCCUCUGAACGCUACAGCCGGAAGACUGAUUGUGCCAUUUGCCCCCUUUCAUGUCAUCAGCACCAUAAUCCUGAUGUGUUUCACUGUCUUUGGCAAGACCACAUAUGUUUUCGGACCUUCGGACCGGAGUAUGAAUGCAACGGACUUGCUCGACGCCAUUGUGUAUGGCAAGGGGAAUUGCAUCUUCUGCGCUCCCGCGGUUCUGGAGAAAUAUGCCUCUUCGGAUCAAGAUCUCGCAAGGCUAAGUUCAUUAUCUAGUAUCACGUAUGGCGGUGGUGUGCUUUCGCCUCGAGCCGCAACCAUCCUCACAAAUCGCCUAAAGGACACUACAUUUACCCAAUUCUUCGGCGCCACAGAGACCGGGUGGUGGGCACUCUACCAGGUCGGUACGGAGGAGAUGGAAUAUCUAUCGAUCGACGCGUGCCAUAUGGGCAUAGAAUGGCGUCCUGUGGCAGCCGACAGCGAAACUCAACCAUCAUCUUCCGCGAUAGCAGUUGGUGACUCGAAAUCACAGCCCGCUGCCACCACAACACUCCAUGAACCGGUUAUAGUUCGUUUCAAAGAUCCAACGGCCGUGUCCCGUCAAACCGUCUUCCAAACCUUCCCACACCUAAGCGAGUACGCGACGGGCGAUCUCUUCGCCCCUCACCCGAGUCGGCCCUGCACGUGGAAAUUCGCGGGCCGCGUUGACGACCUGAUCCUCUUCGGCCACGGCAUCAAAUUUCACCCGGCCGGCAUUGAGGCCAAGAUCCAACACGGCCACGAUCGGGUCCAGGACGUGCUGCUAUGGGGAGACGGGCAUCAGCAAGCAAUUGCAUUGAUUGAGCUGACGGAAGAGGGUCUAAGGGAUAUGGAGCGGGGAGGUGCAGACGCGGCGCAGCUGCGGAGUGAAAUAGAACUCUUGAUCGACCAGGUCAACGUUGAAGCGCCUGUAAUUGCGAAGCUCACCAAGACGCAUGUUGUCUUCGCCGCGAGGGAGAAACCCCUUCCUCGUACGUCAAAGGGCAGUUUACGCCGCAGGGAAGCAGCCAGAGUCUACCGGGCCGAGAUUGACGAGGUGUAUCGAGUGCAUGGUGACCAAAUGGGGAGCAUGAUGUCAAGAGUGCACUAA
Molecule: messenger RNA, 1773 nt
Organism: Cladophialophora bantiana CBS 173.52
Lineage: Eukaryota; Fungi; Ascomycota; Eurotiomycetes; Chaetothyriales; Herpotrichiellaceae
Exons: 3
Coding region: 1-1773 (590 amino acids)
Source: RefSeq, a predicted model, not a curated record